Molecule: messenger RNA, 8946 nt
Organism: Saimiri boliviensis boliviensis (Bolivian squirrel monkey)
Lineage: Eukaryota; Metazoa; Chordata; Mammalia; Primates; Cebidae
Gene: ZNF516
Product: zinc finger protein 516
Biological process (GO): regulation of DNA-templated transcription
Cellular component (GO): nucleus
Molecular function (GO): RNA polymerase II cis-regulatory region sequence-specific DNA binding; DNA-binding transcription factor activity, RNA polymerase II-specific
Source: RefSeq, a predicted model, not a curated record
UCUGCACACUGAAGUCUGGCCAGCCCUGAGCAUCCGCAGGCUUCUGCAUUUGCACAGAUGUGUGAUGUAGACGUGGACACGCUUUUACUCGAGUCGGUUCGGCUACAUGGGCACGCAGCAGUCCCCACCGAGCGCCUCCCCCUCCGAACCUCCUGUGGAGCAUGGGAUUUAGAAGCACUUUCGGAUUCAGGUCGGAACCUGCAGCAGCAGGGGAAGAAAAGAGGAGCGCUGUGAUUGUUUCUCAGCAACUGGGGACUGGAAACGUGCGGUUUCUUUGGCCUCGCCCCCGGUGGGCGCGCCCUGGUGCGUUUGCCGUCCAGGUGAUGGAGCCCACUGGCCUGGGCAAAGCGAACGGAGAACGCGGAUUGCGGAAACCGAUGUGAACUCCGCAGAAAAGUGAAGGGCAGCGUGUGUCUUCCAACUUCACAUUUUAUUUUCUGCCUGGGAGUUGAUGCUUAGUCCCUGGCAGAUUCUAGAAGGUGAAGCGCUCGUGGCCAGUGAAAGUUCGGCUGCCUACCCACCUCCUGGACGUUGCGCCCUGGCCGCGCCUGUCCCGCACAAUGGGCGUCUUCACGGGCAGAGCGCGUCACCGGCCACCCCACGCUUGCAGCUGACUGACUGUGGCACCGACUUUCCCAGGAAUAUCGGGAGUGAUGUGUGUGGCUCGCGUAGUACGCACCUCGGGAAGCGUACGGACCCGACCUGAGCCGAGCAGCAUCUCUGCGUAAACGUUGGAGACGCGGUGUCUUCCGGGAGCACCGCGGGCUGGCUGCGCCUGUCUACCCACCGGGAUGGGGAUGAUGCAAUGGAGGGGUUAAGGACCCACGUGCCCACUCCCUCCCCGGAGACCCCUGCAGGGAGACCCCUGGGAGGGACCUCGUCCACUCGCGGGUGUGCCCGGCCACCAGGCCGCACCGAGGUCACCCGAGGGUCCGUGGGCGACCUUCGUCCUCCCCUUCUGCAAGAACCAAAGUCGGUUACAAGGUGCUGGCUGCCAGCUGCUGCGUCGCCCAUGUAGAAGGUGCACCUCCUGGGAGCAGGCACGGCUUUUUGCUUUUCUGACCAUGGAGAGAUAGGACGGUCCCUGCAGCCUGCCCGACAGAAAGCUGUGCCGCCACCACCGGCCGCGCCCAUCCUUCGGAUGGAUCGCAACAGAGAGGCUGAGAUGGAGCUGAGGCGAGGCCCCAGCCCCACCAGGGCCGGCCGGGGCCACGAGGUAGACGGGGACAAGGCCACCUGCCACACCUGCUGCAUCUGCGGCAAGAGCUUCCCCUUCCAGAGCUCGCUUUCGCAGCACAUGCGCAAGCACACGGGCGAGAAGCCCUACAAGUGCCCCUACUGUGACCACCGGGCUUCCCAGAAGGGCAACCUCAAGAUUCACAUCCGGAGCCACCGCACAGGGACUCUGAUUCAGGGGCACGAGCCGGAGGCGGGCGAGGCGCCGCUGGGCGAGACGCGCGCUUCCGAGGGCCUGGACGCCUGCGCCAGCCCCACCAAGAGCGCCUCGGCCUGCAACCGGCUGCUGAAUGGGGCCUCGCCAGCCGAAGGCGCCAGGGUCCUGAACGGGGCCUCGCAGGCCGACAGCGGCAGGGUCCUGCUGCGGAGCAGCAAGAAGGGGGCGGAGGGCGCCGCGUGCGCCACGGGGGAGGCUAAGGCGGCGGCUCAGUGCUCCUUCUGCAAGAGCCAGUUUGAGCGGAAGAAGGACCUGGAGCUGCACGUGCACCAGGCGCACAAGCCGUUCAAGUGCCGGCUGUGCAGCUUCGCGACGCUGCGGGAGGAGUCGCUGCUGAGCCACAUCGAGAGGGACCACAUCACCGCGCAGGGGCCCGGGGGCGGCGGCGGGGCCGAGGCCUGCGUGGAGAACGGCAAGCCCGAGCUGAGCCCUGGUGAGUUCCCGUGCGAGGUGUGCGGCCAGGCCUUCAGUCAGACCUGGUUCCUGAAGGCGCACAUGAAGAAGCACCGUGGCUCCUUCGACCAUGGUUGCCACAUCUGCGGCCGCAGGUUCAAGGAGCCCUGGUUCCUCAAGAACCACAUGAAGGCGCACGGCCCCAAGACGGGCAGCAAGAACAGGCCCAAGAGCGAGAUGGACCCCAUCGCCACCAUCAACAACGUGGUCCAGGAGGAGGUGAUCGUGGCCGGCCUGAGCCUCUACGAGGUCUGCGCCAAGUGCGGGAACCUGUUUACAAACCUGGACAGCUUGAACGCUCACAACGCCAUCCACCGCAGGGUCGAGGCCGGCCGCGCCCGCACCCCGGCCGAGGACGGGGCAGAGGGGCCCCCGGACACCAAGCAGUUCUUCCUCCAGUGCCUGAACCUGAGGCCGUCGGCGGCCGGCGACGCGUGCCCGGGCGCGCAGGCCGGACGGCGAGUGGCCGAGCUGGACCCGGUCAACAGCUACCAGGCCUGGCAGCUGGCCACGCGCGGCAAGGUGGCCGAGCCGGCCGAGUACCUCAAGUACGGGGCCUGGGACGAGGCGCUGGCGGGGGACGUGGCCUUUGACAAGGACCGGCGCGAGUUCGUUUUGGUGAGCCAGGAGAAGCGCAAGCGAGAGCAGGACACGCCGGCCGUACAGGGGCCCCCGCGGAAGCGGGCGAGCGGGCCUGGGGACUCCGCGCCUGCCGGCCACCUCGACCCGCGCUCGGCCGCGCGCCCCAGCCGCAGGGCCGCCGCCACCACCACUGGCCAGGGCAAGUCCUCCGAGUGCUUCGAGUGCGGCAAGAUCUUCCGCACCUACCAUCAGAUGGUGCUGCACUCGCGCGUGCAUCGCCGCGCUCGCCGCGAUAGGGACAGGGACAGCGAUGGGGACCGGGCGGCGCGCGCCCGCUGCGGCUCGCUCAGCGAGGGGGACUCGGCCUCCCAGCCCAGCAGCCCCGGCUCCGCCUGUGCCGCCGCGGACUCCCCGGGCUCCGGCCUGGCCGAGGAUGCUGCCGAAGACAGCGGUGAGGAGGGCGCCCCCGAACCUGCACCAGGGGGACAGCCGAGCCGCUGCUGCUUUUCCGAAGAGGUGACUUCGACUGCACUCUCCAAUGGAGACCAGAGUCACAAGCUGGGAGAGAACGCCUCAGAAAGGGACGCUGGCGAGUCCAAGGCGGGGAUCGCAGCUUCUGUGUCCGUACUUGAAAACAGUAGCAGAGAGACUUGUAGGAGGCAGGAGCAGCACAGGUUUUCUAUGGACUUAAAGAUGCCAGCAUUUCAGCCCAAGCAGGAGGUGCCCGGCCCUGGCGAUGGUGUGGAGUUCCCUUCCAGUACGGGCGCGGAGGGCCAGACGGGUCACCCUGCAGAGAAGCUGUCUGAUUUGCACAACAAGGAACACUCUGGGGGAGGGAAGAGGGCUCUGGCCCCAGACCUCAUGCCGCUGGAUUUGAGUGUGAGGUCGACACGGGAUGACCCCAGCAAUAAGGAGGUGGCCUCCUCCCUGCAGGCGGCGCUGGUCAUUCACCCGUGUCCUUACUGCAGCCACAAGACCUACUACCCCGAGGUCCUGUGGAUGCACAAACGCAUCUGGCAUCGCGUCAGCUGCAACUCCGUGGCUCCCCCGUGGAUCCAGCCCAAGGGUUACAAGAGCAUCAGAAGUAACUUGGUUUUCCUUCCCCGGAGCGGACGCACGGGCCCCCCGCCUGCCCUUGGUGGCAAAGAAUGCCAGCCUCUGCUCCUGGCUCGGUUCACCCGCACUCAGGUGCCAGGGGGGGUGCCGGGGCCCAAGAGUGGCUCUUCUCCCCUGGGAGUGGCCUCGAAAGCCGCUAGCAUGCCUAAGAAUAAGGAGAGCCAUUCCGGAGGCCCCUGCGCUUUGUGGGCGCCCGGCCCUGACGGGUAUCGACAGACCAAACCCUGUCACGGCCAGGAGCUACAUGGUGUGGCCGCACAGGGGCCCCUGGCCAAGCCUAGGCAGGAGGCAGGCUCCAAACCGGUGCCCACCCCGGGUGGCGGGGGCUUCAGCAGGAGCACUACCCCCACGCCCACUGUCAUCACCCGGGCGGGCACUCAGCCCUCGACCAACAGCAAGCCCGUGGAGAAGUUUGGGGUCCCCCCGGCGGGGGCCGGCUUUGUCCCUGCAAAUAAGCACAGUGCCCCGGACUCCCUGAAAGCCAAAUUCAGCCCUCAGCCUCAGGGUCCACCUCCUGCAAAGGGCGAAGGGGGUGCCCCUCCUCUACCUCCCCGUGAGCCCCCCUCGAAGGCGGCCCAGGAGCUGAGGACUCUGGCCACCUGUGCUGCGGGGUCCAGGGGUGACGUGGCCUUGCAGGCCCAGCCCGUUGUUGCUGGGGCACCCCCCAUCCUACACUCCAUCAAACAGGAGCCGGUGGCUGAGGGGCACGAGAAGCGCCUGGACAUCCUCAACAUCUUUAAGACGUACAUUCCAAAGGACUUCGCCACCCUCUACCAGGGCUGGGGCGUUGGUGGCCCUGGGCUGGAGCACAGAGGGACGCUCCGGACGCAGGCCCGGCCAGGAGACUUCGUCUGCAUCGAGUGCGGAAAGACCUUCCACCAGCCCGGCCACCUCAGGGCCCACAUGCGGGCACACUCAGUGGUGUUUGAGUCUGAUGGACCCCGGGGUUCUGAAGUUCAUGCCACCCCUGCAGAUGCCCCCAAACAAGGGAGAGACCAUUCUAACACAGGUACCGUCCAGACAGUGCCUCUCAGAAAGGGAACCUAAAGGCAUGUUCCGACGCACCCCGGGUCCCUGUCACGGCCGCUAGCAGCACCCUCAUGGAUGCCCCCGCAGCCUCCCACCGUGACCUGGCCACUCCAAGGAAGAACCGCUGGAGGACUCCCGAGCAGACACCUCACAUCCCAAGCCGCUGCACUGGAGUGGAAACGAAAGGCAGAUGCCUGUCCUUGUUAAAUGUUCAGAAAUAAAUGAAGAUGCUCUACUCUAGAAAUACAUGUAGAUACUAUAUACGCAUAUACGUGCUCAUCGCCCAUAGAUCCAUAUUUCCUUCUAAUAAAAAGUAGUACUGGCAGGCACAGUAGAGGCACAAGGCAUCUAUCUUAUUCGAGACAAGUUUGAGACACUGGAAAAAAAGAUACUUGUUGUGUGUGUUGGACAGAGUGGCGAGGCUGAGCACUGUCUCAGGGGCCUCCCACGCUCAGAGGGACUGUGGAGAUGAUGUCAGAACAAGCCGUGGUGGAUUUGAGCUUGAUCGAGUAUUCAUACUACUGCCUUUCCUUGUCUUAGUGGGUAUUUAAAAGAGUAAAUAGGAAGGAGGUGAUGUUCAGGUGCUGUGGGAAGCAGGCUUGGUGGAGGGGCACGAUGAUGAGACGGGCAUCACUCGUUGGUUCCCUCGCAUUCCUCUGGGGGCUGCGUGCACCUGCCGUGUGCUGGUUCCAUUCUUUUCACCGUUCGAACUCAGCGAAUCCGGCAAAGGAGACACGUCUGUGGGAAUGCGUAGAUUCUGCUUCGGAAGAGAGCUAGUGAACACUAAGAAAAGCAGGCUUCUUGUUUAUUCUCAGGACCUUUUUGUAACAGGGCUACAUUCUGCAAACUGCUUAUAAAGGAAGACUAUACGUCUUAAAUUAUUUAGCCACUGAGUCCUCCCGGUUCGGACCUGUUUUAGUAAUGGCAGAAGAAGCCACGAGCAGGUUCAGGAGCCCUAGAGUGCUAGGGUGCUGAGCUCUGGCGCCUUCUGUCCCCACUCUUUGCCUCCCCCGCUUCCCUGUGCCACCCCAGCGAGUGGGUGUCUUUUUUCCCUGGGCCUGGUGACCUCCACAGGAUGAGGAACUUUGUUCACAAAGGGUGGGGAUCACCAGCCCCUUGGGUGGGGGAAAGCUCUAUAUACCUCUUCCUCAGUAAUGCAAAUGCAAGUUUUUGUGGUGGGGGUUAAGGCCCAUAGCAAAGGAUCUUAAACCAUGCAGUGUACGCAGUUGAAAUUGUAUUCCACAGAUAUAAAUAUUUUCUUUUCCCAUUGCCGUGACACUGUGUGUGAUGGCAGUAUUUCUGAGACUUUCAGAUUUUUGCACAUUAUGAUUUUAUGCAUUAUCAAAAGUUACUGCUGCCUUGAAUGAAAAUGUUCUGUGAAAUUUUUUGCAAAAGCUUUACUAGGUUUUUUUUUAAUUGUGAAAUUUUGUAAAGGCAGGAAACGGAUUAAAACGAGCAUGCUAAAUAUAUUUUUCAAGAAAGCAAUAAUUUUACAUGUACAGAAAUUAUCCUAACCUUUAAUACUGGUGAGAGCGACAGUUUACUUCAUACAGUAAUGGAGUAGGGCAGUUUUUGUAGACAGAGGGCUUCUGAUACAAAGUCUUGUUUAAACAGAGACACACACACACACACAUACACACACCCCCUAAAGUGUGGGUUUCCUGUUCUAAUGAUUUGUUGAAUAUUAUUAUUAUAUUAUUAUUAUUGUUGUUAUUGUUAUUAGUUAAUGUUUGGUUCUGGAUUCUACUUGUUACUGAGUUUGAAUUACUUGACGGUUCAGAUUACUUGCAACACUUUCAAACAAUGCAAUGUAACUGGCUAGCUUAUAUAUAUAUGUAUGCAUAUAUAUAUAUAUGUGUGUUUUUUUUUUUUUUACUUUUUUUUUCUGAUAUUCUUAAGCCAGGUAUGUACGAAAAUGAUGUGUCCUGUUGGUGUAAUUAGGAAUGUCAUGCAGAUACAGUGAAGCAACUGUAAUUGACUGUUCUGUAAAGUUAUUUUGAGCAAAGUUGCGGAGACACAUUCCUCUGUCCACCUGAAACAUCAGAAUCCUCUUCUUUGAUUUAUGUCGAAUCAUUUCGGUAGUUUCCCCACUGGUGAUCAUUUCUGCAUUUCCUGGUUGUUGGUUUCUUGGCUGAAAGUGGAUGACGACUGUUAGGAAUGCCAGGGAUUAGUGAUUUGGUCCUGUUUCUCUGUGUUUUAGUUAUUAAAAAGAAAUUCUGUACCCAAAGUGACACAAAAGUGUAGUCUACAUUUUUACUGUUUCAGAAGCAGCAUGGUAAAGCGCAGUUGGCCUUUAGAGCUGGACGUGUCCUGCUGGCGAGUCUCCAUCCUGGAGAGUGUGGUGGGGAGUGGGCUGGUGCUGGGGCCCCGCCGGCCGUGGGCUGGAUCCUACCUGGCUCACAGGAGAGGGGUGGAGGACAGCCGGCUUGCAGGGCCACGCAGGGGGUGCAGAGUGCGGGUUUUCACCCAGACAAACUGGGGGUCCCCCAAGAACACCACCCCUGGAGGCCAGCUGUGGCAUGCCUGGAUGUCUGGGCCCUUCCUUCCACCGAUCAUCAGUAUUGUGUUGGUUUGUUAAUUUGUUGAUGUCAGUUUGGUCAUAGUAUUUAAUAUGAUUUGUGUUUUCUUAUUUAUUUAGCCACUGUUUGACUCCCUUCUUUUCCAAACGGUGAUUUCUGCAUGAUACACUUCUGUACGUCGUCUUCUGACUGUUACAGACUUUCUACUACCUCUCCCGAUCUGCUGUUUCCUUGUUUCUUAACAGGAGUUUUUACAGUGUUGCGUCUAAUGUAACUUAGACAAUAAAGGGUUUGGUUGUCUACACUGCAGCUUUGGGUGUCUCUCCCCUGCUUUCGGCUCGCUGCUGUCCGCCCCGCCCUUGCUGGGGCCUGGCUCCGCCCUGGCCUGCCUUCCGCACCCGCCUCUUUCCCCGCUCACGUCUCUUCCUCAUUUUUGCAUUCAAAUAACACACCGCUAAUGAGCUUCUAAAAACCCUUCAGGUUAUUCACUUGUAUUCCUUAAUUUGAAGAAUGAAUAUUUAAAUUCUCCCAAAAGUCAGAUACUGAGAAUCUUCUCUGGGAAAGUGGCCGCUGUACCUGCCCACCUUCUGCUUGGUUCCCGGAAGGUCUUACUGUAAUCUUAGACGGGCAGAUUUCAUUCUCAUCAGCACCAUACAGAUUUGGCUUCAAAACCAAGUGAAUUUUGCCUUUGAGGCUCUGAAAAGUAUUAAAUGCUUUAAGAGGUUCCCCCAAUAUUUACUUAUUUAAUUUUUUUAAACCAAGAAAGACACUGGUUUCCUGAAAAGCAGGUGCUUCAGGAAGUAGCAGUUGGGAGUUGGAUACAGUUACUUGGCCAGAGAAAGGAGCGCCUCGCAUGACAGGCCACUGCCCCAUCCGGCCACCAUGCACAAGUCACUGAGCACACGAGAACCCCUCGGUCGCGGCUCCGGCGCCUGUGGCUUUCAUCAUCUUCGCACUCCUUCAGUGUGCAGGGUUGAGCAAGAAAGGGCAAGUUUCAUCUCCAUGAUGCCUCUCCUUGGCAACUCUGGUCGCCAUCUGUUCUUUGGACAGAGAGGAGACAGAGUGAAGUGACAGGGUGAGUAGCGAUGUCUUCGAGCUGAAGGAACAUGGGUGCAGUCUUGGUCUGUUGUGUGGAAGAGGGCACCUCCUGGGCUUUUGUGGCCGGAGACUGUCUGCACCAUUCCUUCCUUCAAACUAGACAAAACCGUCCUCUGCCACUCCCAGCGAGUUCUGAGAGCUUUCCAGGCUGUAGAAAAGGAAGGAAGAAAGGAAGGAAGGAUGACCGGCAUUCGGAUAGCUUUACUUUCCACUUCAAAAUGUCUUAAGUAGCAUAUGUUGUUUUACUGCUUUUAACUUUGGUGAGUUCUAAUUUCAGAAUGUUUUAUUCAUUGAGCAAAAAAAGAUGAAAAAACCACAGGCCAGGACUUAAGGGAGGAGGACAUCUUUGUUUGCUGUGGUUGGUGGGAGAACACUCUGGAACCUGGUAACAGGCCUACAGGGAGUGACCUGGGGGCCGCCUGCCUGGGAAAAUGUUCAUUCUUCAUCAACUUUGUUAAUUCUACUUUGAGGCAGUAAAAUGCAAAAGACCAUAGAAAUUUGUAUUUCCUUUUUUAAAAUACAAUUUAUAACAUUAUAUUUUGUACUCUUUAUAUUAGAAUUUGUAACUAGAUUGAUGUAUUUAACUCUAUUUCUGAAAAAGUAAUUCGAUGUUUUAGUUGUGUGAUAAAAGUAUUUAGAGAAAACAUAUUCAUUCUAUUGGAAUUUGAAAUAAAUAAAAACAUCUUGGAGUUCUGA